CGUGAUGUAGGAAUCCGAUAACACCAAAGCGGCGAGGUUGCAACGCGGUGUGAGAUUUUAUUCGUUUUCACCUUGGUGCAUUUUUCCAUUUGCUAUUGAAUUAAGGAUACCAUGGCUGGCAAGCGGCAAGCGACCUCUAACCUAAACCACGACAACUGGGACCAUGAAGAGGAGCCCGAGGAGCGUGGCACCUUCCGCACGGCCACCGAGGACGAGCUGAAGACACGCGUUAUCAAGAAGGCGCGCCGUAAGGCUGCCGGCACCUCCGCCUCCUCUACCGCUGCUGAGACUGGCGAAGAAGACUCCUCAAAGUCGAAGAGCCUAUUUUCGGGAUUUUCAGGUUUUGGUAAGCCGGCUACCAGUACAGCGGCAGCUGGAUCCCCUUUCGCAUUUCUGGCCAAGAUACCAAAAGCAUCUACUGAUACUGCAGCCACAUCCCCCCCAAGUGCAUCCACUUUUUCGUUCCUGCCGAGUUCUACUAGUGUGGGAGACAAGCCGGCUGCUAAGAGUGCACCAGAAAGUGCUUUUCCAAAGCCGACCACCUCGAUAUUUGGCUCCAGUUCUGUCAGCAGCACAGAAACGAUUCCAAAAGCAUCUACUUCUGUUUUCGGUACAAGUUUGGCCGACGGUGCCAUCCCAAAACUAUCCCCGUCGAUAUUCGGCAACACAGCAGCCGACAAAAAAGAAAGCGUCAAGUCGCCCAUCUCUUUGAAGACGCCGGCGACUAGCAGCUCAAGUUCUGGCUCCAAGCCAGGCAAUGCCAGCGUUUCAGCCGAGCCUCGUGAGACCGUUUCAGCCGAUUUUCGUGAGGGCGUUGCUGAGCUUAACCGCGCCAUCAUGAAAUUCCUUCAGGAGCAUAUGGAUAAGAACCCCUACGUCAUAUUUACGCCCGUGUUCAAACACUAUGAUAAGCAUUUGAAGGAUCUACGCACCGAAGAUGCGGCGAAUGCCACGAAGCCCACACCAUCCACGCCACCGACAGUACCCAAGUUACCGACAUUGCCUACUUUCUCCCCGCCACCAGUAGCUCCGGCUGCUGCACCAACUUUUUCAUUGGGAACCGAAACGCGAGACGUUGCAGCUUCCACAGCUAAGCCGGCCGCUACAUUUUCUUUCGGCAAGCCCAACACUCCCAUCGGCGGCACCUCGACGCUGUUCGCCAAAAAGCCCAACUGCACCGUGACCAGCGGUGGGACGACCACCACCACCACCACACCGCUGUUCGCCGCUUCAACCAGCACCAGCAGCUUCGUUGGAUUCGGCUCUGUGCCAGAGCCUUCGGCUAGUUCCGAAGCUAAGACUGAUGAUGCCAUUAAGCCGGGUUUCUUUUCGUUUGGAACCAGUAAAAAGGAUGAGCCCGUGUCAUCACCUCCGAAGACAAAUGGCUUCAGUUUUGGGACGAAGACCGAUGAGAAACCUAGUGGCUCACUGUUUACUGGUUUUGGCAAAGCAUCCGAAGGAGCGGCACCUUCAACAGGAUUCAGCUUCACCCCGGGCAGCACACCUUUCUCUUUCGGGAACAUACAGCCUCCAGCGGCCGCACCAUCAGCAGCCACUGGUGCUGGUGAAGACGCGGAGGAGUCUGACGAACCACCCAAAGUGGAGUUCACACAGGUAGUUGAGGAUGGAGCAGUGUAUUCCAAGCGCUGCAAGGUGUUCGUAAAGAAAGAUAAGGACUAUGCUGAUCGCGGCGUGGGCACAAUAUAUUUGAAGCCAGUCAAGGAGUCGGGAAAAACACAGUUGCUGGUUCGCGCCGACACAAACCUCGGAAACAUUCUGGUAAACCUCAUCCUGAGCGAUGGCAUUCCUUGCCAGCGAUUGGGGAAGAACAACGUAAUGAUGGUCUGCAUCCCCACGCCAGAGGAGAAGAAGGCCACCACGAUGCUGUUGCGUGUUAAGACGAGCGAAGAGGCCGAUGAACUGCUCAAGGAAGUACAGAAGCACAUCAAGUAGGAGAGGAAGAAGCUGGAGAGCGGAAAUGGAAAUUACUCGUACAUCUGAAUGUUGUUUAAUCGUUUAUAAUCUUUACAAUCUACAAAGUGUGGAAAUAGAAGAAUCAAAAGCGUCCACAAAUUUAA
Drosophila bipectinata is the source of this 2078-nucleotide messenger RNA. RefSeq names its product nuclear pore complex protein Nup50 (gene Nup50). The record is from RefSeq and is a predicted model, not a curated record. Gene Ontology annotation, cellular component: nuclear pore. Gene Ontology annotation, biological process: protein import into nucleus. NCBI's taxonomy places the organism in Eukaryota, Metazoa, Arthropoda, Insecta, Diptera, Drosophilidae.